Geodia barretti is the source of this 888-nucleotide messenger RNA. NCBI's taxonomy places the organism in Eukaryota, Metazoa, Porifera, Demospongiae, Tetractinellida, Geodiidae. The record is from the annotation of a GenBank genome assembly.
AUGGGUUAUGAAGGCGUUGAGUUUGCUGGUUACUAUGACCGGACUGCCGAAGAAUUGCGCGACAUGUGCGAUGACCUCGGGUUGAAAGUUGCCGGGACGCAUACAGGAUUGAACACACUUCUCGGCGACGAACUCGCCAAAACGGUUGCGUUCAACAAGGGGCUCGGCAAUCCGUAUCUGAUUGUUCCAGGACUCUCCGAAGAGCAUCGGAAUUCACAGCAGGCGUGGCUCGACACAGCAAAACUCUUCAACGAUAUUGCCGAAAAAAUCGCUGACCAAGGGAUGUGUACCGGUUACCACAACCACACCAGUGAAUUUGAACCCAUGGAAGGUAAACUCCCCUGGGAUACGUUCGGUGGUAACACCCGCGAUGAUGUCGUGAUGCAAAUUGACAUCGGUCAUGCCCUUCGCGCCGGUGCCGAUCCUGUGUCGUUUAUUGAACGCUACCCCGGUAGAUCGAAAUUGGUGCACCUUAAAGAGUAUUCCUCCACGGAUGACAGGGCAAACGUCGGUGAAGAUCAUCGGCAAACCUCGAAAGAGUGCUACCGCGUUCUCAAGCCGGGGGGAAAGGCGAUUUUCAUGGAAAACAUGCGCUAUCACCCGAUGGUGUGGCUGUAUCGGAAAAUGUUCCUGAAGUAUUCCGGCAAACUGCGUUAUUUUUCGGUGAGGAACAUUGAAACCGUCGGUGCUGAAUUUGAGAAGCUGGAGCAUCGUGAGUUUUAUCUCUCCGCAGUGAGCGCACUGUUCUGGCAGAAAUGCAUUUCUAUCCCACUUUUUUAUCGGUGGAGCCUCGGCAUCCUCAAAGCUAUCGAUACAUCUCUCCUUAAAUGUCUUCCAUUCCUCAAGCGGUUCUGUUGGAUCACCGCGAUGAUUUGCCAUAAAGAUUAG